This is a messenger RNA of Durio zibethinus, 2803 nucleotides long. RefSeq names its product Pentatricopeptide repeat (PPR) superfamily protein. The record is from RefSeq and is a predicted model, not a curated record. Lineage: Eukaryota; Viridiplantae; Streptophyta; Magnoliopsida; Malvales; Malvaceae. Gene Ontology annotation, cellular component: intracellular membrane-bounded organelle. Gene Ontology annotation, biological process: RNA modification. Gene Ontology annotation, molecular function: RNA binding; protein binding.
AGUGAACCCAAUCGAUUUUUAGUCUUUGGUGAUUUCUUUUUAUUAUUUAUUUAUUUUAAAGACAGGAUCGACGACAAGGAUUGGUUUGGAUUUUCUUAAUACCACAAAAAAGUAACAACUGACAGAACAUUACGAGCAGGAUUGAUCCAGUGUUGCAAAACACAGAAAAACUCUACUUUCGGUCUAAGCGUAUCAACUGAGUUACGAUCGUCCCCCACUCUCCUUGGCCGCGUGCAUGCCACCGUCACAUGAAACCUCGUACCUAGCCUCCCUGAUACAAAAAUGCACCUCCAUAACCACCCUCAAAAAAGCCCGUCAACUCCAUGCUUUCCUCCUGACCAUCUCUUCAACAUCCCUUCAUUUCCCUUCCCCGUUUGUCCACAACAAUCUUGUAUCCAUGUACUCGAGAUGCAACUCCCUUGUGGACGCUAAGAAAGUGUUCGACAAAACGCCCAGUAGAAAUGUGGUUUCAUACAAUGCGCUCAUUUCAGCUUAUUCUCGAGAUCCAAACCAUGCUAAUUUAGCCUUUAGAUUGAUUCCCAAGAUGGGUUUUGAGUGUUUAAGGCCUAAUGGUGCCACAUUCACGAGCUUGUUACAAGCUGCUUCUUUGGUUGAGGAUAAGUUGAUUGGUUCUUUGUUACAUGCUCUUGUUGUAAAGUAUGGAUUCCUAGGUGAUGUUUGUGUUCAAACUUCAUUACUUGGGAUGUACUCGAAUUGUGGGGAUUUGGAAUCGGCUAAUGAAGUUUUUGGCUGCAUAGAUGACAAGGAUGUUGUUGCUUGGAAUUCUACAAUAUUUGGGAACUUGAGGAAUGAUAAGAUAAAGGAAGGGCUUAAUCUCUUUUUUGAUAUGCUUAAGUGUGGGGUUUUUCCAACCUCAUUUACGUAUUCAAUGGUGUUAAAUGCUUGUGGUAGGAUGGGGAAUUAUGGUUGUGGGAAAGUUAUCCAUGCCCAAGUUGUCGUUUCGAAUAUAGUAGUUGACCUACCUUUGCAAAAUGCCUUGCUUGACAUGUACUGUAAUUGCGGUGAUAUUGAAAUGGGAUUGAAUGUUUUUAGUAGGAUUGAAAACCCUGAUUUGGUUUCUUGGAACUCAAUGAUGGCGGGAUUGGCAGAGCAUGGAGAUAGAAUGAAGGCCAUCGAGCUUUUUAUCCAGUUGAAGGCGCUGUCUUUUCCUAAGCCUGAUGAGUAUACCUUUGCUGCUGUCAUUUCCGCGACUAGUGCACUCUUAGCAUGUGAUUACGGGAAGCCCUUGCAUGGUCAAAUUACAAGAUCAGGACUGGAAAGUAGUGUUUUUGUAGGAACCACGCUUGUGUCCAUGUAUUUCAAAAAUGGUGACAGUGAAUCUGCUCAGACGAUUUUCAGUAUGAUCUUAAAGAAAGAUGUGGUUCUCUGGACUGAAAUGAUUAUGGGCUAUUCUAGAAUGGCUGAUGGGGACAGUGCCAUUAGAUUGUUCGUUGAAAUGCGUCAAACAGGGCAUAAGAUCGAUAGCUUUGUCCUCAGUGGAGCAUUAAGUGCUUGUGCUGACAUUGCAAUGCUGAAACAAGGUGAGAUGAUUCAUUCCCAGGCUAUAAAAACUGGAUAUGAUGUUGAAAUGUCUGUUUGUGGUAGUCUGAUUGAUAUGUAUGCCAAAAAUGGAAACCUUCAAGUUGCUCAAGCAAUAUUUUCCUUGGUUCCUAACCCUGAUUUAAAGUGUUGGAAUGCAAUGCUUGGGGCAUAUAGCCUCCAUGGAAUGGCAGAAGAUGCAUUGAAGCUAUUUGAGGAGAUCCUAAAACAUGAACUAAGACCAGAUCAAGUAACAUUUUUGUCUCUACUAUCUGCUUGUAGCCACGGUGGCUUGGUUGAUAGGGGAAAGUUCUUGUGGGGUUAUAUGAAGGAAAAUGGUUGCACGGCAGGGCCCAAGCACUAUUCUUGUAUGGUAAGUUUGCUUUGUCGAGCAGGAUUAUUGGAUGAGGCAGAGAAAAUAAUUAUAGAAUCACCAUACAGUGAAGAACAUCUGGAACUCUGGAGAACUUUGCUAAGCUCUUGUGUCACUUAUAGAAACUUGGAAAAGGGAGUGCAUGCAGCAAAGCAAGUUUUAUUGCUUAAUUCAAGAGAUAGUGGAACCCAUAUUUUGCUUUCAAAUCUUUAUGCUGCUACAGAGAGAUGGGAAGGUGUAACAGUAAUGAGGAGAAAGAUAAGAGACUUUACGUUGGAAAAGGAUCCUGGGCUAAGUUGGAUUGAAGAUAAGAACAAUAUUCAUGUGUUCUCUUCUGGAGAUCAAUUGCAUCCCCUGGUUAACGAUGCACAAGCUGAACUGCAUAGGCUACAAGGGAACAUGAUAAAAUCAGUAACAAAUGACUUUGUUUCAAGUAUUUAGCUCAACAUGAGAUACACUGCAAGAAAACUGAGAAGCUUGCAAAUUAUUACUGUGAUAACUGCUCUCCUAGCCAGCUGAGGACAGGUACUAUGGGCUUAGAUUGGAUUAUAUGAAUGGAUUGAGUUGGAUACCAACACAAAUUGUUGCACGUAUCCAACAACCAAAAUGCCAAACUGCAUAAAUUCCCUCUAGAUUUCCAGAACUUUGCAAUUUGUCAGCUAUAAGCAAACAUUAAUAAGCUCUUCUAUCAAAAUCAAUGCAUAUUCUUUUUCGGAAGCUUGUGAUCCAAAUUUUAUGAAUAUGUUUAUAUAUUUUUUAAUUUUAUGAAAAGAUUGAUAUAUUUUAUGAUAUCUUGUAAACAAAAUAUAAUCCAACAUGAAUAGAUUGAUAUAUUCAUGCGACAUUCUUGUACCUUGUUUAAGUCACUUUCUUAUGUGGGCCUACUGAACU